This is a messenger RNA of Cylindrotheca closterium, 1461 nucleotides long. The record is from the annotation of a GenBank genome assembly. NCBI's taxonomy places the organism in Eukaryota, Bacillariophyta, Bacillariophyceae, Bacillariales, Bacillariaceae.
AUGUCCGGGCUGAACCUUUCUCAAGUUCCAAAGAAACCAAGAGAAUGGCCUUCGAGCAGGAGUGGUAGUUCUGCCAAUAAGAACAAGAAUCAAGUUGCGACAAGACACAAGCAUCGAGAGAGAGAAUUGAAACCGUUGAAGAACAAGUUAAAAUCUGGCAUUCGUACCAAAGAAGGAAGUCACAGUACUAAGAACAGUAAAGCUAUCCUUGAAGCACAGCACAAUCUAUGUUUCCAACAGAUUGGGAAUGAGAUGAAAGCUGAUUAUGAAGAGCACAACAACGCUAUUCUGAUCGCUCGUUGCAUGAUGCAGAUCAAGGCCAAGUUCGAUACUGAUGAAGGUCUGAACUUCAUUCAACAGUAUUACAUCAAUCAAGGACUGAGGAAAUUUGGUGAUGAUGGAAAGGAUGCUGUGAAUAAGGAAUUGAGACAAAUGCUCCUGAGAGAUUGUUUUACUCCCGAAUUUGUUAAAGACAUGACCAUCACCCAAUGGCGCAAUGAAGGCUGUGAAGUAAUUUUGGGGGUCGACGCCAAUGAGGACAUCAGCUCAACAAAGUCUUCUUCCUUUCGCCAACGUCUUUGUGAUGUCGGUAUGGAAGAAGCUAUCCUCCAACGGCACUCCGGUCGAACGGCCGCCACUCAGCACCGGAACAAAAGGGGCAAACCGAUUGACGGCAUUUUCACAACUUCUGGGGUGGCUGUACAGGCAGGAGGUUACGACAACUUUGAUGAGUUUUUCUCCUGCGACCAUUGUGGUAUUUGGAUUGAUAUCGACCUGAAGAAAUCUUUGGGAGGGUACAAACCACAGAAGACCCCGUACAAACCCCGCAAACUUACUAUGUUGGAUACUACAGCAGUCCACCGCUACCUGCAGCUUGUUCACAAGGGCUACGAGGAAUACUCCAUCUCAUCUCGAUUGGAGUCCUUACACCACCAACUACAACUAAAUGAAGGGACCAUGACAGCAAAGAUGGGUCGUCAUUAUAAUUGCCUGCACCACCAGAUGUACGUCGUAAGGCGAAAUGCGGAGGAGAAAUGUAGACGGGUCACUAAUGGAUCGGUGCCUUGGUCUCCUAAGAUGCAACAGUUUUGGGACCGCCAAUCCUUGUGGAAGAUUCUUUUGAAGGGGAGGAAGGUUUGCCGGGUGAGUUCGUGUAAAAUCCGCAGAUUGAUGAAGAAGGUUGAGACACCGGACGCGUGGAAGAAGACGACAACGGAAUUGGAGGCCGCCUUCCGUCAGGACCGUAAGGAAUACCUCAAGGCUAAGACCCAUUAUUAUGCUGUGAAGUGGCGCAAGGAAUUCUUGACUGUGCAGGCGGCGAAGUCCAAGAAGAAACAAUGGCGGUCGCAAAAGGCCGGAGAUCGUUUCCUGAGGUUACGUCGGAUGAAGCAACGGGAGGAGGCAAGACGCCGCGCCCAGGCAAAAGGAUCUACUGGGGGGGUCACAAGCGAUUCAAGUUGA